Molecule: messenger RNA, 471 nt
Organism: Oryza brachyantha (malo sina)
Lineage: Eukaryota; Viridiplantae; Streptophyta; Magnoliopsida; Poales; Poaceae
Product: glutaredoxin-C15
Exons: 1
Coding region: 129-440 (103 amino acids)
Source: RefSeq, a predicted model, not a curated record
UCAGACGACACUGCAGCAGCAGCAGAUCGUCAUCAUCUCAUCGAUCGAUCUCUGGCACACACAUACACUAAUUGAUCAUCAGCUUGAUUGAUUGCUACAUAGAUAGCAAGAAAUCGUAGCAGUGAGUGAUGGAGAGGGUGACGAAGCUGUCGACGGAGAAGGCGGUGGUGAUCUUCACGGCGAGCAACUGCCCGAUGUGCCACACGGUGGUGAGCCUCUUCUCCGACCUCGGCGUCGGCGCCGCCGUGCACGAGCUCGACAGGGACCCGCACGGCCGCGACAUGGAGCGGGACCUCGCCCGCCGCCUUGGCCGCUCCCCGCCCGUCCCCGCCGUCUUCAUCGCCGGCAAGCUCGUCGGCUCCACCGACCGCGUCAUGUCCCUCCACCUCGCCGGCAAGCUCGUCCCCAUGCUCAGGGGCGCCGGCGCCAUUUGGCUCUGAGCAGCUAAGCCCCACCAAAUUAACCUCUCGA